ACAAUACAUCGCCAUCAGGACCGCCGAUUGCUAAGCAGACUGAAUUAUUUCCCUUAACACAACAUGAAUUAUCUUUCCUUGAUUCUCCUUAUCUCUCAGUCUUCAAAUGGAUCUUUUCGGAGAUUUACCGGAGCCAGGUCACCAGUCCAACUCAGUGGAAAAUAAAGAAUGCAACAAUGAAGAGAAACAAACUAAAACAACAAAUGGUGCAGCGACAAAAAGGAAAGCCACACACUCAUCUGCAGAUGAAGUGUCUGCAACUGCAGCUAAACAAAGACAAUCAAUUAAUUAUUAUUUAAAAGGUUAUGUAAGAGAAAUGAAAGGAGAAAGAGAUGAAAUGCAAGAUGCACAUAUUGUACUUGACGGUUUUGCUACUGAGUUUGAUGAUCUACAUCCAUCUGUUUGCAGACUGGCAGUGUAUGGUGUGUUUGAUGGCCAUGGUGGAUCCCGAGCCGCAUGCUUUGCCUCCAAACACUUAUACAAGAAUCUGAGAACAGUUUUUCCCAAGGGUGACAUUAAACAAGUGGAAAAGGAAAUUAAAAGAUCUUUUAUUGAAGCCUACAAACAGACAGACAGAGAUUAUCUGACAGUUGCUGCUAAAAAUAAACCAGCAUGGAAAGAUGGCUCCACUGCAACAGUUGUAUUAGCAAUAAAUGAUACCUUGUACAUAUCCAACUUAGGAGACAGCAAGGCAAUAUUAUGUCGAUACAAAGAAAAUACUCAACAGUAUGUAGCAGUACCACUAACUACUGAACACCACCCUACUGUUUAUGAAGAAAGAAUGCGAAUUCAAAAGGCUGGAGGCCAUGUUAAAGAUGGUCGUGUGAUGGGUACUCUAGAGAUCUCUCGCUCCCUAGGAGAUGGACAAUAUAAGAAUCAUGGUGUCAUCUGUGUACCUGAUGUUAGGAAAUGCCAGCUAACUGACAAUGAUCGAUUUUUUAUCAUUGCUUGUGAUGGACUUUGGAAAUCUUUAACUCCUGAAGAAUGUAUCCAGUUUGUUUGCAAUGUUUUAGAGGAUAAAUCAAUUGAAGGCAAUGGCACCAAAGGUGCAGAAGAAAUGCGCUAUGAAGCAGCUUGCCAGAGGCUUGUCAAUGAAGCUAUCCUGCGACUCACUGCUGAUAACGUCACGGUAGUUUUGGUAUCCAUCUCUCAUUUCACUAAGUUUAAUUCUAAUUUCUGUUGUCCCUGAUUAUUAAAAUAAUUUUAUUAACAA
Octopus sinensis (East Asian common octopus) is the source of this 1213-nucleotide messenger RNA. RefSeq names its product integrin-linked kinase-associated serine/threonine phosphatase 2C. The transcript has 10 exons. Gene Ontology annotation, biological process: protein dephosphorylation. The coding region runs from base 107 to 1189 and encodes 360 amino acids. Gene Ontology annotation, molecular function: protein serine/threonine phosphatase activity; cation binding. The record is from RefSeq and is a predicted model, not a curated record. Lineage: Eukaryota; Metazoa; Mollusca; Cephalopoda; Octopoda; Octopodidae.